AUUACUAGGUCACUAGUAUUCUAGCCGGUCCCAAGCCCGGAUAAAGAGGGAGGGUUGGGGCGUGGUGCUAGCAACUCCACCCCCAAAACUUAACCAAAUUGCUACUAAAACUUCAACGCACAAAUAUAUUCAAAAUUCUAAAAUUACAAAUAGUGACCUUAUUUUUCGCUGGAAUCGGGGAAGUGAAAUGACGCGGGCUGGUGAAAGCCUUCGGGAAGCCAGUCAGCCGAUGUGCCUUCUUUCGAUGAAAGCGAAAAUAAGGAUGGGGACGUGGAAUGUUCGUACAAUGUACGAAGCUGGGAAGGCUGCUCAGGUAGCCGCAGAAAUGAGGAGAUAUAGAAUAGAAGUGUUGGGAAUCUGCGAGAGCAGAUGGAACGGAUGUGGAAGGAGCCAACUAUCAACUGGAGAGACAAUAAUCUACUCCGGUCACCCAGAGGACAAUCACGAGCACACCGAGGGAGUAGCCAUCAUGAUGUCACCAACAGCGGCUAAAGCUCUCAUGCAGUGGGAACCAAUCUCCUCCAGGAUAAUGACAGCCAGGUUCAACUCAAAAGGAAAAAAGGUUACAAUCAUUCAGUGCUACGCGCCUACAAACGCCUCAGAACAUGAGAAGAAGGAGGAUUUCUACAGUCAACUACAAACAGUAAUGGACAACGUCCCAAAGAGCGAUAUCAAAAUCCUGAUGGGCGACAUGAAUGCGAAACUGGGAGGAGACAAUACAGGAAGAGAACUCACCAUGGGUCGUGAGGCCCUCGGUGAAAUGAACGAAAAUGGUGAACUCUUCUCAGACUUCUGCGCCUUCAAUGAUUUGGUGAUUGGUGGCAGUGUGUUCAAACACAGGGAUAUACACAAGGCAACAUGGAUUUCACCAGAUGGACACACCAAAAACCAGAUAGACUUCAUUUCAAUCUCAAGGAAGUGGAGACGGAGCCUACUGGACACAAGAUCGAGGAGAGGAGCAGAUGUGGGUUCAGACCACUAUCUGGUACAAGGGACUUUCAAGGUGAAGCUGAAAGCCUCGAGGAUACCUGGGGAUAGGCCACAAUGCAAGUUCAACACUCACAAACUGAAGGACACAAUCACACAGGACAUUUUCACUGCAACUGUCAGAGCAAAGCAGGAAACACUACGUGGCACCACUGAGGAAUCAUCCGUGGAAGACCAUUGGAACUCUCUGAAGGUAAUUUUCAACGAAACGUGCUCAACGGUUUUAGGAAGAAAGAAGAAACAAGACAAGGAAUGGCUCUCAACAGACACUUGGAAACUAAUAGAGGAGAGGAGAAAAGUGAAAGAGAAAAUGAUUCAAUGCAAAGAUGGACAAGAGAAAGAGACGCUGAACUCAACUUACACAGCACUGGACAAAGAAGUGAAGAAGAGUGCCAGGAAGGACAAAAGACAAUUCUACGACAACCUGGCUACUGAAGCUGAGAAGGCAGCAGGCAAAAGGGACCUGAGGACACUAUAUCAGAUAACCAAGUCUCUAUCCGGGAAGAGAUCAACACAAGUGAAACCUAUAAAAGACAGCCAAGGGAACCCAAUUACCAAAGAAGAAAGACAGAUUAAACAAUGGGCGGACCACUUCAAAG
Trichobilharzia szidati is the source of this 1586-nucleotide messenger RNA. NCBI's taxonomy places the organism in Eukaryota, Metazoa, Platyhelminthes, Trematoda, Strigeidida, Schistosomatidae. The record is from the annotation of a GenBank genome assembly.